This is a messenger RNA of Penicillium soppii, 1272 nucleotides long. RefSeq names its product putative nucleoside hydrolase. Gene Ontology annotation, biological process: purine nucleoside catabolic process. The record is from RefSeq and is a predicted model, not a curated record. The transcript is spliced from 5 exons. Gene Ontology annotation, cellular component: cytosol. Gene Ontology annotation, molecular function: purine nucleosidase activity. NCBI's taxonomy places the organism in Eukaryota, Fungi, Ascomycota, Eurotiomycetes, Eurotiales, Aspergillaceae. Bases 1 to 1272 code for a protein of 423 amino acids.
AUGGGAAAGAAGAUCAUUAUUGAUACCGACCCGGGCAUCGACGAUGUCCUGGCUCUUUUGCUAGCUCUCUCUGCCACCCCCGAAGAGGUUGAGGUUCUGUUGAUCUCAUUGACAUUCGGUAACAUCGAGGUGAAGAACUGUCUUCGCAAUGCCGUUUCAAUGUUCCACAUUCUCGAGCGGGAGAUGCAGUGGCGCCGCGAGAACGGCCGACCUGAAGGAUUCGGCAGCUUGCGAGCACACCGUCCUAUACUAGCCGUUGGUGCAGAAGACCCUCUCGAAGACCAGAAGAUGCUAGCUGAUUACUUCCAUGGAACGGAUGGCCUUGGUGGUAUCCACGCCAGUCAUCCUCACCUCACUGCCACCAAAGCAUGGGAGCAUCUCUUCACUCCAACUCUGGAUAGCGAGGGAAUUGAGGCUGUAACAGACUGCACCGGACCCACCGACCAUUCCUUCACAGCAUCCAAACUGCCAGCCCACAAAGAGAUCCUCCGUGCUCUCCGUGAAAAUGAGCCUGACUCAGUGACUCUCGUCGCAGUGGGCCCGCUCACUAACCUUGCACUAGCAGCGGCAGAAGAUCCUGAGACCUUCCUCCGCGUGAAAGAGGUUGUUGUCAUGGGCGGUGCAAUCAACGAACCAGGCAACGUAACACCUGUGGGCGAGUUCAACGCCUACGCAGACGCAGUCGCAGCCGCGCGGGUCUUCGCUCUCACAUCGCCCAACCCGCAUACCACAAUUCCAAUCACCAUGAGCGACCGUCUCCCACCAUACCCGGAGAAGCUCAGCCGCCAACUAACUCUACGUCUCUUCCCACUGGAUAUCACGCUCCGUCACAACCUCUCAAAGGGUCAAUUCCGCAAGGCGAUCACGCCUCUUUUAGAGGGUGGUUCCCCGCUUGCUGAGUGGGUCGAUGCCUUCAUGGGCCACACUUUCAAGACUCUGGAGCGCCUGCACAUGGGACACGUUGGUGACGAUGCUGAGCUGAGUCUGCACGACCCUGUCUGCGUGUGGUAUGCUCUCACAUCCGAGGAUCCUAAUUGGGUAUAUGCGGCGAACUCGCCUGAGGAUAUCCGUGUCGAUUCUCUUGGCCAGUGGACUCGAGGCAUGUGUGUCAUUGACCGCCGCAAUCGUCACCGUAUUGAGGGUGAUGAGGAGAGCUCAAGUGAUCAUGGUCUCUGGUUGAGUGGCCGUGCUGGUAAUCGUAUUUGGCGAAUGGAUGGAUCUCCUGCUGAAAAGAACUUUGGAGAUGUCAUCAUCCAAAGGCUCUUCUACUAG